UUGAAAUUACACCCGCUGUUUUUUCAAGUCGCCCCCCUAAUUAGAAAGCACAACAACUCUUUUCAUUAUCGCUCCAGCGUCCGGUAUGAACGGCUCGCGAAACAAAGCGGCACCGGCGGUCAGCAAAGGGCAGACGGACGCAGACACCGGCUCGGAGACGAACCACAGGGAGCGAAAGACCGGAGGAGGAAUGCUGAAGAAGCUGAAGUCGAGGCGCAGUCAGACGGAGAAGUGGCCCGUGGUCACAGAGGAUGAACUCCGGGCUCUGGGCAGAGACAUUACCCCGGACCAUGUCCUGGGUCUCCGGGUAGUCACGGAGGACUAUCUGUGCAAACCUGAAGACAAUAUCUACAACAUUGACUUCACACGUUUCAAAAUCAGAGAUCUGGAGACGGGAACGGUGCUGUUUGAGAUUGCCAAACCUCCUAACAGCGGUCCUGUGGAGGGUGAAGAGGAGAUCGGAGAUGUAGACACCAGUGCGGGGCGUUUCGUGCGAUAUCAGUUUACACCAGCCUUCUUGAAACUGUGCACCGUUGGUGCAACUGUGGAGUUCACCGUGGGCGACCGGCCCAUUAACAGCUUCCGUAUGAUUGAGAGGCAUUACUUCCAGGGACGCCUUCUCAAGAACUUUGACUUUGACUUUGGUUUUUGCAUUCCCAACAGCCGCAACACAUGCGAACACAUUUAUGAAUUUCCACAGCUUCCAGAUGACCUCAUCCGCCAAAUGGUUGCGCACCCUUACGAGACCAGAUCAGACAGUUUCUACUUUGUGGACAACAAACUCAUCAUGCACAACAAGGCAGACUAUGCCUACAAUGGUGGUCUGUAACACCAGAAGGUAAAAAAAUGUUUGCAAUACUUCCCCAGGGGAUUGAUUUCCUGGAUUACAACCACCCAAAAGCUUCUUUUGGACGGGGCAGAAGCAUUCAGUCCUUCGUGGACAUUCCCCUGAACGUGACAGCAUUCUUCAAAACCACCAGACCACAUCUGCCUUCACAUGAAAUCAUGGAUCCAUUCAUCAGUACCUCACAGAGCUCAGUUUUCUGGGACUCUGAGGAACGUUCCGCUAAAUGUUUCUCUGUUAAAUUGGACUGAAACCUUUUUGUUCUCUCUUUGGGUUUGUCAUACAAGUAUCAUGUUACUGCUUGAACACUGUUGCCUUAAGUUUCUUGCCGUCUCUGCUGGAAAGGGACACUUUGAGUCACAGACCUCUGAUAGACUGUGUUAGUUGUAACUUCAUUUUCUUUAGCAUAAAGCUGUUAUCAGUGGAUUAUUUGAGCUAUCUUUCAAAAGUGACAACUGUGUUUCCCGUAUGGAGAAGCGAGCGUUGACUAGAUGUUUUACAGUAUUGUUAGUCGUAGAUGAUCGUGUAGCACUAGUUGGCAUUGUUUGAGUUUCAUUAUUGCUUCAAUAUUCAAUAUCAGUUGAGAGUUUUUGGGAUAGUUUUUUGUCGGAUAUUUAAGCUUGGUGUCAGUUUCAUGAGGAACAUUGAGCUGACCGAUCUUAUGUUUAGUAGGAUAUUUUUCUGAUUGAAGAAAGAGCUCUUGUCAUGAUGCCAGGUCUCAUGUAUCCCUGCUAAUAUCUAACAUAUUUUUCACAGCAGUUUUUACGACAUCAGUUGCUGUUAACAGCAAAUUAAGUGUUUGUUCAAACUCCGUAACCUCCACUCACAUCGGGAUACAUGAAAAGGACAUGAUAGCAGCAGAAUCUGAGUUACAGGACGAAUUUAUAUGCCAUCCAUUUCUAAAACGGCCUUGUCUCCCUGCUUUAUCCACUCCAGUCUGUCCUCUUGGUUUAUUUGGCACAGCAGCACUGUGAAUCCCAUUCUUUAGGAGCCAUGCUUGUCCAGCAGCGGGGUAUACCUAUCAAAGUGGCCACUGAGUGUCUCUUCUCCUCUCAGGUUCUCAGUCUAACAAUGAAAUAGUAGCACAUGACAUGAACAGUACAGAGUGAUGUAUCGUGGUAGAUGAUGUAAUUUCGCACAACAGCCCUGCAAUUAAUGCCACCGUAUUUCAGCUUGCAUUGCAUAUUUUCGAUGACACUAUCAUAAAGGUUGGUUUGAUUACGUUGUCAUUAAAGAGGCUGUGGUGCUGUUGAUUUGUACUUCACGCACUGAAAGGUGUUCCUAAAAGGUUUGGAUGUCUGCAAGUUGAUUGAACACACCAACAAUAAGGAGUCUGAAAAUAGUCCCCUCUUGCUGCCACGCCAUUUCCAGCAUAAAUAUCCACUGUGAUUAGCUACUUCCAUUUCUCUGAUUUUCCAUAUUGUGCAGACAUGAAUGGAAAUCAGCAGCUACCUGAAAGGCAGGAGAGAACUCUGAGACCUUGUAAAUGGUCGGCACUUCUCAAAGACUAUUAUGUAAUGCCUUUAAAUCAAGCAAAACCACCAGGACAUUCUGGAAGUCGUUUUCAGUGCACAGAUCAUCUUUUCACCGUACAUUGUAACAUUGAUUCAGUGUGCCUUAUGUCCAGGUAUUCAUUGUCCGGUUGUUGUUUUUAAAUGUAAGGACUUAAUGCAUCAUCCACCUGUGAGGUAAACACUGCAAUAAGCUGAAGGGAAGAGCAAUUCACUCCUACAUCUUGCGGUACUGCCUCGUGGGCAACGGGUAUAAUACAACAUGUGUUGAGUCAUUUCAUAUUAUGUACUUUAAUUUUAUAAAAUUCUGCAUUUUGCCGCUUGAA
Molecule: messenger RNA, 2681 nt
Organism: Plectropomus leopardus (leopard coralgrouper)
Lineage: Eukaryota; Metazoa; Chordata; Actinopteri; Perciformes; Serranidae
Gene: unc119b
Product: unc-119 lipid binding chaperone B
Biological process (GO): cilium assembly; nervous system development; lipoprotein transport
Cellular component (GO): cilium
Molecular function (GO): lipid binding
Source: RefSeq, a predicted model, not a curated record